Molecule: messenger RNA, 468 nt
Organism: Protobothrops mucrosquamatus (brown spotted pit viper)
Lineage: Eukaryota; Metazoa; Chordata; Lepidosauria; Squamata; Viperidae
Product: serine protease HTRA4
Exons: 5
Biological process (GO): positive regulation of apoptotic process; programmed cell death; proteolysis
Molecular function (GO): serine-type endopeptidase activity; protein binding
Source: RefSeq, a predicted model, not a curated record
UAUGGAAAUUCAGGAGGGCCAUUGGUGAACUUGGAUGGUGAAGUCAUUGGAAUGAAUACUCUGAAGGUCACAGCUGGCAUCUCUUUUGCCAUCCCCUCCGACCGGAUCCGCCACUUUCUGGAAGAAACUCACAACCGACAGGUGAAAGACAGAACCACUCCCAAGAAGAAGUAUCUGGGACUCCGCAUGGUCCCCCUUUCUUUCAAUCUCAUCCGUGAGCUGAGACGGCAUAAUCGAGAUUUUCCCAACCUGAGGUCUGGUGUCUAUGUUUAUGAAGUGAUACCAGGAACAGCUGCUGCAAGUGCUGGCCUGGAAGAUGGAGAUGUCAUCAUAGCGAUAAACGGAAAACCAGUCACCUCAACCCAUGAUGUGACAGAGGCUGUUCGAAACAACCGUACCCUGGCAGUAGUAGUGAGACGAGGAAAUGAAGACGUCAUUUUGACAGUAGCUCCAGACGAAAUCGAUUAA